GCCGCGUGGGUCGAGCUCCAUGCCAGAAACCCCCAACCCUAGUGGCUUCCGCUGCCCCGGUUGUUGUUUCCCUGCGGAAAUAUAAGUGCCUCCGCCCACCGCCUCCUCCUCAAGGACCUCCUUGCUUCCUCCUGACACAACCAUUCUUUGGAAGUAGUAGAAGAAGGGCAAAGGAAGAGAAGAAGUAUAAGGGGGGCAGAAUGGCGCUGGCGUUCGACGAGUACGGCCGGCCCUUCAUCAUAAUCAAGGAGCAGGGGCAGAAGGCGCGGCUGCGGGGCCUCGAGGCGCAGAAGGCCAACAUCUCCGCCGGGAAGGCCGUCGCUCGUAUCCUUCGUACCUCGCUCGGCCCCAAGGGCAUGGACAAGAUGCUGCAGAGCCCCGAUGGCGACGUUAUCGUCACAAAUGAUGGGGCCACUAUCUUGGAGCAGAUGGAUGUUGAUAAUCAGAUUGGCAAACUGAUGGUGGAAUUAUCUCGUAGUCAGGACUAUGAAAUUGGUGAUGGUACCACUGGGGUUGUUGUUUUGGCUGGUGCACUUCUCGAACAGGCUGAGAAGCUUUUGGAACGUGGUAUUCAUCCUAUUAGAAUUGCUGAGGGCUAUGAAAUGGCCUCUAGGCUAGCUGUGGAUCAUCUUGAGCACAUAUCACAGAAAUUUGAAUUUAGUGUUACCAAUAUAGAGCCUUUGGUGCAAACUUGCAUGACAACAUUAUCUUCAAAAAUUGUUAACCGUUGCAAGCGUGCGUUAGCUGAGAUUGCUGUUAAGGCAGUUCUUGCAGUUGCAGAUUUGGAGAGGAAAGAUGUUAACUUGGAAUUAAUUAAGGUUGAAGGAAAGGUCGGAGGAAAAUUGGAAGACACAGAACUCAUUUACGGAAUUGUUGUCGACAAGGAUAUGAGCCACCCCCAAAUGCCAAAAAGAAUUGAAGAAGCAAAGAUUGCUAUUCUUACAUGCCCAUUUGAACCACCCAAGCCAAAGACAAAGCAUAAGAUUGACAUUGACACUGUUGAAAAAUUUCAAACUCUACGCCAGCAAGAGCAGAAAUACUUUGAUGAUAUGGUCCAAAAAUGCAAGGAUGUUGGUGCAACCCUAGUUAUCUGUCAGUGGGGUUUUGAUGAUGAGGCAAAUCAUUUAUUGAUGCAUCGAAAUUUGCCUGCUGUUAGAUGGGUUGGUGGUGUUGAAUUAGAAUUAAUUGCAAUCGCUACAGGUGGGAGAAUAGUUCCGAGGUUCCAGGACUUGACAGAUGAAAAGCUGGGAAAGGCUGGAUUAGUUAGAGAAAAAUCAUUUGGAACAACUAAGGACCGGAUGUUGUAUAUUGAACAUUGUGCUAACUCCAGAGCUGUAACAAUUUUCAUUCGUGGCGGUAACAAAAUGAUGAUAGACGAAACUAAGCGUAGUCUUCAUGAUGCACUUUGUGUGGCAAGGAAUCUGAUCCGUAGCAAUUCAAUUGUUUAUGGUGGUGGCUCUGCAGAAUUAUCUUGCUCAAUUGCUGUAGAAGCUGCUGCAGACAAAUAUCCUGGGGUUGAGCAGUAUGCUAUCAGGUCCUUUGCUGAAGCUUUAGAUUUUAUUCCGAUGGCUCUUGCUGAGAACUGUGGCCUCCCACCUAUUGAUACUGUUACAGCUGUCAAAUCUCAGCAAAUUAAGGAAAAUAAUCCUUAUUGUGGUAUAGAUUGCAACGAUGUUGGGACAAAUAACAUGAUGGAGCAGAAUGUAUUUGAGACGCUGAUUGGCAAACAACAACAGAUCUUGCUGGCAACUCAAGUAGUGAAAAUGAUUUUGAAGAUUGAUGAUGUGAUCACUCCAUCCGCCUAUUGAUUUUGGAGGAUAAGUUCCUAAGCUAAGAUCUAUUUGUCAGAAUUUGCUAUGGCUAAGUGGGAUAUAAGCAUUAUCCUUGCAUCCAAAGACUCUCAUUGCAUCUCUUUUGUGCUUUCUUAAUGAUUUAUGAGUGUACAAUGUCAGUCUUGCGACAAUUUUGUCACCGGCCAAUCUAUCGGCAUCAUAUGUAUUUCGUUUCAUUUGGUUCUUUCCAAAUGGGAAAUUGGAAAAGAAGACUGACUGUAUGCACUUGAAGUCUGGAUUUGAUACACUGCAACUCUUGAUGUUCUAGGAAUCUGGGUAGCUAGAAUUUCUUUCA
Molecule: messenger RNA, 2127 nt
Organism: Musa acuminata subsp. malaccensis (wild Malaysian banana)
Lineage: Eukaryota; Viridiplantae; Streptophyta; Magnoliopsida; Zingiberales; Musaceae
Product: T-complex protein 1 subunit epsilon
Biological process (GO): protein folding
Cellular component (GO): chaperonin-containing T-complex
Molecular function (GO): ATP-dependent protein folding chaperone; ATP binding; ATP hydrolysis activity
Source: RefSeq, a predicted model, not a curated record